AUGUUCACCGACUCUAUCCUAGAAAAUGAAUCGAUCUGGAUCGGGGGCGUUGAUGUAGCCACUGGACCUGAGAGAGAGUGGGUCUGGUUCUCUACUGGAGAGGGCAUUACUUCGUUUAACUGGGCCCCGAACGAACCAAAUAAUGAGCAUGGAGAAGAGUAUUUUAUGAGCAUUCUUUGGAAUGGCAGUAGUUACAGUUGGCAUGAUAACCCUUCAGGGUAUUCGCGUGCAUUUUUCUGCGAGACAUCGAGG
Messenger RNA from Priapulus caudatus, 252 nucleotides. Its product is annotated as C-type lectin-like. NCBI's taxonomy places the organism in Eukaryota, Metazoa, Priapulida, Priapulimorpha, Priapulimorphida, Priapulidae. The annotation marks the transcript as partial. The record is from RefSeq and is a predicted model, not a curated record. The transcript has a single exon.